Anolis carolinensis (green anole) is the source of this 4256-nucleotide messenger RNA. Its product is annotated as zinc finger and SCAN domain-containing protein 31. Lineage: Eukaryota; Metazoa; Chordata; Lepidosauria; Squamata; Anolidae. Gene Ontology annotation, cellular component: nucleus. The record is from RefSeq and is a predicted model, not a curated record. Gene Ontology annotation, molecular function: DNA-binding transcription factor activity, RNA polymerase II-specific; RNA polymerase II cis-regulatory region sequence-specific DNA binding. Gene Ontology annotation, biological process: regulation of transcription by RNA polymerase II. Bases 263 to 1822 code for a protein of 519 amino acids. The transcript has 5 exons.
CCUUUCCCAGCCUCGGCAGCUCCGCCAUUGAAUCCCAGGCGAAGAGGCGGGGAAGCAUCGCUACCCUUUCGCCGCCUUGCCAAGAGGCCCUCCCGGCGCAUUCCCAAGAAUCCGGGCUGAAUCUCACCUCCGCGAAGAAGGCCUGGCUCCGAAAAAGUCUGGCGGAUUAAUCCGAAGAGAAAAGAAGGGUGAAAAAAGGACUAGAACGGAAAGAGGAGAAGGUUAGGAAGAACCCACCAGGACAGCUUUAACUUGAACAUAUAUGGCUGACCGGCUAGGAUGGCGGGCAUCUCAAGAGACCAAAGGCCAACUGGGCAACGGGACGCAACAGCACUGGGAAUCCCAGUGGCAGGAGUUCCUGAAAACUAUGCAGCCCAUUCACACCAGAGAUGAAAAUAUCUUGGAGGCCAUCCCUUGGGAAGACACCAAGGCCUUCCUGUCCUCCUUCGAGCAAGUGGCCAAAGCCUGUCGGUGGCCAAAGGAAGAGUGGGCGGCCCGGCUUUUGCCCGCCUUGAGCGGAGAAGCAGAGCAAGCCUUUCGGAGCCUGGAAGCUGGAGACAGGGAGGAUUAUGGGAAAGUCAAGGUGGCCAUUUUGCGAGCAGAUGCCCUAAAAAUGGAGGCCCAACGUCAACACUUCCGGCAGUUCUGCUGCCAGGAGGUUGAAGACCCUCGAGGGAUUUACGCCCAGCUCCAGGAGCUUUGCAGUCGGUGGCUGAAGCCGGAGAGACGCAGCAAGGAGCAGAUCCUGGAGCUGCUGGUCCUGGAGCAAUUCCUGGCCAGUCUUCCCCAAGACCUCCAAGUCUGGAUCCAGGCCGGAGGACCGGACAGUUGUUCUCAGGCCGUGGCCCUUGUGGAGGAUUUCAUAAUGAGCCGACAAGUGGAUGAAACGGGGAAAUGGCAGCAGGAACCAGUGAACCUCAAGGAGACGGGUAUGUCUUUGCACAUGGUGGACAAGACCCAGACCCAGCCUGGACAACAGACCAUGUUUUGGCAAGUUCUGCAGGAGGACGUUGGGAGCCGGCCUGCUUCAGGCGAGAAGAGAAUUCUGGUCAAGACAGAGGAGCGUGGCUUAGGGGACAUUCAUGUCAAGUUGGCAGAAGAACCUGCCAGAAACCUGCUGGUGGCAACUGAUAUUCCUGGUGAUGGGAAAGAACUUGAGCUCAAAGUGAGAAAUCCCUACCAUGCAGGAGAUCAAGCGGAAGAAAUAUCUCAGACGAUCCCAUGUAUAAUCGAGAGCGAUGUGCCGAUAACAACAGAGGUCGAAGAACCAAGGUGUACUUCCCGAAAGCAGCAGUGGAGGAAACCAGUGAAUGGGAACCACGAAUCCAUCUCCCCAGGUGUCAGGAGUGAUAUUUUGGAGCAUCCCCGACCCAAAACGCCCCUGGCCUCCAAAUACGUGAGACGGUUUGAAUGCCCGGAUUGUCGGAAGACCUUUUCCUCGACCAAAAUCCUCAAGAUCCACCGGCGGAUCCACACGGGCGAGAGGCCGCACGAGUGUUCCCAUUGCGGGGAGCGUUUCACCCAACACGGGCACCUGCGGCGCCACCAGAGGCGGCACACGGGAGAGAGCCCCUAUGAGUGCCCCGAGUGUGGGAAGAGCUUUUCGCGGAGAGACACCUUGCUGGAGCACCAGAGGAUCCAUACUGGGGAGAGGCCCUAUAAGUGCUCCUACUGUGGGAAGGGCUUCUCCAAGAGCAUCACUCUGAAACGGCACCAGAUACUUCACAUCGAGGAGGCAUAUUUUGGACGUCUCCAAUAUGGAGAACACUUUGCUCACAUGGGAGAAUUGGUCAGCCAACACAGAAUGCACAUUGCACAUUAACUCUGUUACAUCCUGUGGUUUUUGGUUUCAACUGCCUUUUUGCAAAUCUAGUGUGGUUUUUUUUUUUUUUUGUCAGGAGUGACUUGAGAAACUUCCAAGUCACUUCUGGUCUGAGAAAAUUGGCUGUCUGCAAGGAUGUUGCCGAGGGCAAGCCCAGAUGUUUUUGAUGUUACUUUUUACCAUCCUUGUGGGAGGCUUCUCUCAUGUGCCCACAUGGAGCUGGAGCUGACAGAGGGAGCUCAUCCGCUCUCCCCAGAUUUGAACUGGCAACCUUUAGGUCAGCAACCCAAUCUUCAAGUUAGCAUAAGGGUUUAACUCAUUGCGCCGCCGUGGGCUCCUAAAUCGAGUGCUGAACAGCUCUUCUUUUGGAACAUGAACUCUUCCAUCAACUAUCGGCAAGUAGUAUAGAUUCCAGAGCAAUAAGGAAACAUUCGGUGCUGAAUAUAGGUGUCAUUCCACUCCAAGACUUCAUUCUGUGCCAAACCUUAAUGGCUGUAAGAUAAAGCUUAUUGGUGGCAAAUGAUGGUACACAGCUGAGGAAUAUUUAGCCCCUUCCUUGGUAGGAUCCAGCAUCCCUUUGCAGACAGACAGUGGAGUUCUUUGGAUCCUUAAAAAGACAGUUCUUGGUUGGCAAUCCAAUUCCCCAUAACUGGCUAUGGGGACUAUGGAUGAACCCAACUGGAGUUGCAGGUGAUGAUAGACACCCAAAGGUUAUGUAUCAUGUAGUGAAGGAGCAAGCAAAGAACAUCAAAGUGUGCAAGUAUGACCUGACUCACCCCAGUCAUAAAAACAGGAAAAUUCACUCCCCAAUUCUUUCUGAGCCUUCAUUUCUUCAACCUGUGAAGCCAACCCCCCAAAAGUUGAUGAUUCAAAUUAAACCUUCUUAUACCAAGAUUUAUUGUUUGGUGCUGAGGCUAACUCUAGCAGAGGGUGGGUGGUCAUCUCUCGGGAGUGCUUUGAUUGUGUGUUCCUGCAUUGCAGAAGAGGGUUGGACUCCUUUGGAGUCUCUUCCAAUUCUGUGAAUCUGAUUUCUAUGAAAACCAUCCUGGCUGCUGUCAAGAGUCCCGGCUUGUAAACAGGAAGCAGACCUUUGUUUUCUGAUGAGCUGAGAAAAUAUAGGAAAUGCAGUUCUGGAUCAUCGUUAUUUCUUCAAACCAAGGGUAUUUUUUAGCCAUUAGCGGUGGUUUUCUAUUUGGCAAACACCUAUUUGAUGUGGAAAUUUCAGUCAUAUUUUUUUCAGAAGUGUCCUCUUAAUUUUUUCUGAAACCAAGAGUAAUUUAUCUGUCUACAUUUUUGUAGAAAAAAACCCUGCUCUCUCUCCUCUAUUUUCCUUUGUUUGAUGCAUAUUUCAAACAGGACCACUUGAGAGUGCAGUCAGUUUUUCCACUUGCAAAUUUGGCAAAGGAAAUCAAAGCCAAGACAACUUUGGCUUCCAACUUUGUGUACUUACAUGGUGUUCUGUAAUCCCCAGGUAGUUGUUUUGUAACUUUGAUUGUACUAGCUUUUCCAUUGUUGUUAUUGUUACAUUCCUCCAAAUGGAUUUAAAGCUCUACCCACCAUAUCAUAAAGUUUUCUUGGCAAGAUUUGGUAGUAUGUGCCCUUCCGCAUGCUACCAAAUUACUUUCCAUUUUUCUUUGGCAUCCUUUUCAAAAUGCCCCCUGGAAGUGAUGCUGCAUCAUUUGUUGUCAAAGGCUUUCAUGGCCGAAAUCACUGGGUUGCUGUUAGAUUUCCGGACUGUAUGGCCAUGUUCCAGAAGCAUUCUCUUCUGAGGACGCCUGCCAUAGAUUUGGUCAAAACAUCAGGAGAGGAUGCUUCUGGAACAUGGCCAUACAGCCCGGGAAACUCACAGCAACCCGAUAUUGCAUCAUAUUUGCCCACCAUUUUGAGAAGGGCUUAAUUGAAAACAGUCUUGUUUGGGAAAUGUUAGGGAGGAAUGGGAAGGGAGUUCUGUAUAGUUUUGGGAUGAAGAUCAGAAAAUCGGAAUAAUUUUUUUAAAGUUGAAUAAGAGGAUUGAAAGGGACAUGUGGCAGGAAGCUUCAAGGACCACAAAAGUGGGAUUCAAGGGCUGCAUGUGGGCCAUGAGUCACCGCUUUCCCCUCCCAUUAAAUUAGACGUAGCAAUAGGAGUUGAAUUGAUAGUUAUUGUAGAAAGGACUAGGGAGGCCCAUUCCUUAUAGUGGCUUUAUGUAUUUGUACCUAGCGUGUAUUUUUGUUACGGGUUUUUACAGUUUUAAAGUCCAUGAACUUUGAUCUGUGUUGUUUUUUGCAAGCAGGUCCCUCCCUAAGGCUUUUUUGGAGACGUGGGACUUUUUUGGAAAAUUGUACAUGUGUUGUGUUCGGUUAUGGAACUUGGUGUAUUGUUUUUAAUCUGAGCCUCCAAAUGCAUUGCAAUGAUGUCUGUAACAUUCCUUUAUAAAGUAGACCAAGAAAAUGUA